Messenger RNA from Cucumis melo (muskmelon), 2077 nucleotides. Its product is annotated as probable membrane-associated kinase regulator 2. The record is from RefSeq and is a predicted model, not a curated record. NCBI's taxonomy places the organism in Eukaryota, Viridiplantae, Streptophyta, Magnoliopsida, Cucurbitales, Cucurbitaceae. Gene Ontology annotation, cellular component: plasma membrane. The transcript has 2 exons. The coding region runs from base 418 to 1767 and encodes 449 amino acids.
UAGUAAAGUUUUGAAUAAUACUUCUUCUUCCUUCUCUCUCUCUCUCUCUCUUCGUGUGUCACAGUGUUUUGUAGUUCUGACGCGAGGACUGGGCUCUCACAUGACUCCUCUGCAAACCACGUAUUGAAGAAGAUGGACAAAAUAAACCCAAAAGAUCUUCUCUUUCUUCUCCUUCUCCUUCUCUCUCUUCUUUGGUAAAAAAAGAAAAAAAGGGUCUUUGUUAAGUCUGUCACUCACUCCCCAUUUUCAGUUCUGCAAAGUCCAACAGCCAUUACCAUCUCAUCGUCCUUCUCCUGAAACCUCCCCUGACUCAGCUCUUUCUCACUCAAAGUGUCCUCCUUUUUUCUCCUAUCUUUACCAUCUCUUUUUCUAAAAAAAAUCUCUCUUCCCCAUUCCUCUAGUCUGGCUCUCCCAACCAUGGAAAGCUUCAGCUUGCUCAAAUAUUGGAGAGGUGGCGGCGCCGGUGCUGGCGCUACUGCCGCCGCUGAUUUUGCUUUUAAUAGCAACUCCUCUGCUUCUGCCACCGCUACUGUUGUCACUGCUGUUCCGCGGAAAGAGGUGGAGACGGAUGAGGAGGAGAAUGAUAAUGAUGAUGGACCGUUUUUUGAUUUGGAGUUUGCCGUGCCCGAUGAGGAUGAGGGUCGAAAACAGGGAACAGACUGUAUUGAUGGAAGUGAAGAAGAAGGAGAAGAGGAUGAUGAUGAUGAUGAAGAUGAUGAAGAUGGAGAUGGGGAUGAGAGAGAGUUCAACUUCACGCUCUCAUCUGGCUCUAGCAAUGAACAUUCCGAUGCCAAUCUCACGUUUUCUCCUUCUGAUGACUUGUUUUUCAAAGGUAAGCUUGUUCCAGUUGAAGCUUCCUCCAAUGGCGGUUCUGAACCAAACGUCAGGCCGCAACUUCGUGUCACAUUGUUGAAAUCAGCUGCCAAGUUUAGGGUCUUCAUGUCGGGUUUGAAGAAAUCGAAAUCCAACGGGGAAAAGAAAACAGAGAUGGAUGGAUCUGUUGGGGAAACGGCUAAAAGUGAGACAAAAGAAGAGACGACGGGAAACCCAUCGGAGAAAAACGAGAAUCAACUGGAAAAAGAUCAGAAUCAGACUAAAAAUAAGUUUUUCGCUGUGAAAUUUAAGGUGGAGGAAGUUCCGAUCAUGUCUCUGUUUACUAGAGACAACAGUUCAAGAGGGUCCGGUGUAACAACCAACAACAAACCCCAGAAACAAACCUCCGAUGAAUCAACUCCGGAGGAAACUCGAUUCUCAAAAGACGUAUUAAUGCAAAAGUACUUGAAGAUGGUGAAGCCUCUGUACAUUCGGGUUUCAAGAAGGUAUGGCGAGAAGUUCAAACUAUCCGGACAGCUUAUUUUGGGUGCAGCUGGAGCCAAGUCCAGUGCGCCGCCGUCUAUAGCGGCGCCACCCACCUCCCCGUCGACGGAGAAGUCCGUGGUAGAGACAGAAGCUGUCCAAGUGAAACCGCCAACCACCACCACCAACAGCAAAGGCAGGAACAUGCCAGCCAAGCUAAGAGUGGUUUGUAAGCAUUUGGGGAAAAGUCGGUCAGCUUCCUCCGCCGUAGCGGCGGCGCCACCGGGGGUGGCUCCCUCGAGAAGAGACGAUUCGCUUCUGCAGCAACAAGACGGAAUCCAAAGCGCCAUUCUCCAUUGCAAGAGAUCCUUCAACGCUUCUCGAGGUUCAGAGUCUUCCUUAUUAUCAAGGUCAGUAAGCGACACUCUGCGUGAGAAACCUUCAGAUUUAACAGAAAAAGCCAUUGGUUGAAGGUAAAGAACACAAAGUUCAGAUCGAACCAAGAGAAUAUUUCAAGCCAAACAGAAACGGCGGGAAAAAUUUUGGUCAAUAUCCUGAAUAUUUCUCUCGUUUUUACAUAAAUAUAUAUAUAUCUUUGUGUAGUAUAUGUAAAUGUGCAGGUGUUAGGUUAGGGGAUUGAAUUUCUGGGGUGGGUUUGGCUUCUAAGUAAGAAAAUGUUCAAUCUUUCCAAUGAAGGGAAAAAAGAAGAAAGAUUGGAUUGUAUGUGUUUUUUUUUUUGUAAUCAGUAAAAAGUAUUUAGGAAAAGAUACAUACAAACCAA